UCCUGUAAUGUAUUUUUCUUACCAGUCAUAACAGAUUACUCUGAUGAUAUGAAGCUAGUUUGCGUUUUCUCUUAAGUAUUUUUGUUAAACAAAAUCCAAAUGGAUCUUGCAUGCUACCAUAGCAACCUAACCAAAAAAGAGGGUGAAAAUCUUUUGGUCCUGGAAGGAAAAAAUGGAAGUUAUUUGCUGAGGGACAGUGAAUCUGUUGCUGGAGCCUUUUGUCUGUGCAUUUUAUUUGGAAGACUAAUUUAUACCUAUAGGAUAUUCCAGGAUAAAAAUGGACUUUACAAGAUUCAGACUGCAGAUGGAGUAAAGCAAAAAAAGUUCCAAAAGCUCAAAGAUCUUAUAGCCAAUUAUGAGAAACCCAGCCAAGGUCUGAUACACCAUCUUGUUUAUCCUGUAAAUAAAGAAACUUCCUUGCAGAUUUCCUUAAACUCUAUGAGUGGAAUCAAUUCUCCUCUAUAUAAUGACACAUAUGCAGAGGUAGAUGACCGGGACUAUGUUGAUGUCUUGCCUUCUUGAGCUACAUUUCAUGGCAAGGUUCCAAAAUAAUAACUGGACAACAUUGCAAUUCUCAUUUUUUUCAAUAUCCUGUAUGCAUGGAACUGAACUUGCUGAACAGAACUUUACAAAGGAAUUCUUGUUCUUUGUAUUUUUAAAAUUCAUAUUGAAUAAAAUAUUCUAUUUUUCUUCAA
Molecule: messenger RNA, 695 nt
Organism: Xenopus laevis (African clawed frog)
Lineage: Eukaryota; Metazoa; Chordata; Amphibia; Anura; Pipidae
Gene: sh2d1b.L
Product: SH2 domain containing 1B L homeolog
Exons: 5
Coding region: 100-522 (140 amino acids)
Biological process (GO): regulation of signal transduction; regulation of immune response; negative regulation of insulin-like growth factor receptor signaling pathway
Cellular component (GO): cytosol
Molecular function (GO): inositol-polyphosphate 5-phosphatase activity
Source: RefSeq, a predicted model, not a curated record